AAUGCUUUUAUGUUGGUUAUUUUAUCGAGUAAACAACAACACACUGAUAUAGUAGUGGAUAUAUAACACUGAACACACUCACACACUAACCUGCUCCUCUAAAACCUCAGUGGACACUCUGCUAGUGGAGUCUCUAAUCUUCUUCCGGACUACAAAUUCAACCAUGAGCCUACUCGAAAGGGAUUCGUGUUGGAGCUCCCGGUGCUGUUGUCUGUCGCGUCUGUUCAGUCCUUAAACACAUGAGUGCUUCAGAGGUUAGUGAAAGUGGAUGUGACGUUUGGCUCUUAUAAACAUUAUGAUCAGGCAGUGUGGCACACAUCUGGACGGACCAUGCGCAACCGGGCUCGCUAUCUCAUCUUUUUCCAGUACAUUGGGACAAAAUACAGCGGUGUAAUGAAGGGGCCUCCACAUCAGCUGCAUAGGAGAGGGGUUCAGGACCACCUGGAGGAUGCAAUAAGGAGGCUCAUGCCGCUCAACCCGGUCUCUCUGUCAGUCUCAAGCAGGACAGACACAGGUGUCCACGCCCUCUCUAACUCUGCCCACUUCGACCUCCAACGCAGGAACAAUAUGCCGCCGUUUACUGAGGGCAUUCUUAUUGAGGCCCUUAAUUUCCACUUGAAGACAGAGCAGAUCAGGAUUACCAAAGCCCACCGCGUGCCUGAUGAUUUCCAUGCCCGUUAUCAAGCCCAGUCUCGGACCUACGUCUACCGGAUAGCCUUGGGAAUCCCCAACCACUUACUGCUUCCCCUCACAGACCUCGAGUUCUGCUGGAGCCUCCGCGAGACUGAGCUGGAUGUGGGAUCCAUGCGCAAGGCAGCGGCCCUGCUGGUGGGGAAUCACGACUUCAGCAGCUUCAGGGCGGUCAGCACCGAGAUGACUUUUAAAAACCCUGUGAAGACGCUGGAUGUGGCCAGCAUACAGCCAGGAUGCUCCUUCGUACAGUCACACUUCCACAGAGAGGUACCAUUCUGGGAGCUGACUUUUAAGUCCAGAUCUUUUCUCUAUAAGCAGGUACGGAGGAUGACAGGAGCACUGAUAGCAGUAGGAAAGGGGCGGCUCUCAGUGACCCAGCUGAAGGAGAUACUGGAGGCUCGGGACACUAUGGCCUACCCAAAUAACCUGGUUGCUCCGGCCCACGGCCUCUUCCUCACCAGGGUGGACUACAGUGAGACAGACCUGCGGCCCUCGCCACGAACAUCAGAGGAGCAAUUUACCUCCAGUGGAAACUCAGAGGAUUUAAUUUAACUCUUUUGGUCAUAUUGAUAAAACUGUAUUUCCAUACUACUGUAUGCAAAGAUUGUAAUAAAGUUUUGUAUUUACAUA
Molecule: messenger RNA, 1323 nt
Organism: Morone saxatilis (striped sea-bass)
Lineage: Eukaryota; Metazoa; Chordata; Actinopteri; Moronidae
Gene: pusl1
Product: pseudouridine synthase like 1
Exons: 8
Coding region: 331-1245 (304 amino acids)
Biological process (GO): tRNA pseudouridine synthesis
Molecular function (GO): pseudouridine synthase activity; RNA binding
Source: RefSeq, a predicted model, not a curated record